Messenger RNA from Strongylocentrotus purpuratus (purple sea urchin), 1860 nucleotides. RefSeq lists its product as uncharacterized. Bases 843 to 1745 code for a protein of 300 amino acids. NCBI's taxonomy places the organism in Eukaryota, Metazoa, Echinodermata, Echinoidea, Camarodonta, Strongylocentrotidae. The transcript is spliced from 3 exons. The record is from RefSeq and is a predicted model, not a curated record.
UUGACACUUUCACGAUUUUCGGUUCCCGCAUAGUUCACGCACUGAAAUUGCAUCAUGCGUGCCAAUGCGUGGACACUUGCGGGAAGGGGCGGGACGAUGCGCGGCAAUGCGCGGCAAUGCGUGAAGAGCGAAAAAAAAUUUCAACAUGUUGAAAAUUUUGCCACACACUUCCCGCAUUGCAGCAGUGCGUGAACUGUGCGCAAACUAUGCGCAAACAAGUCGUGCCAAUGCGUGCCAGUGCGUGGCGUAAAAACAGUGGGUACCCCACCCCCGGGAAUGUGGCACGCACUUCACGACUAGUUCACGACAUGGUCCCGCAUAAUUUGCGCAGUGGUUGCGCAUCCUUCGCGCACUUUCACGCAAGGAUCGCGCAUAUCAGUCACGUGAUGCGUUUUGUCAAAAUAUUCUUGUUUGAGCCAGCAGCAAAAUCAUGGCUUCAUCCUCCUCAUCAGAUAAUGAUGGGACAGAGAACACAGAGCAUGAAGAGAAAACUAAGCGAACAAAAAGAGCACGUACAUCUAAAAGGGAUGUCCCAGAGUACAAGUGGACCGAAGACGCUGUUCAAUUAAUAGCCGAUUUUGUGAAGGAAAAUUCAGCACUAUAUGAUAAGACCCAGAAAGAUUACAUGAAUGUUGCUACGAAGGGAAGGAUGUGGGCGAAUGGCGGUAAAUUAUUGGAUCCACCUGCCACUGGUAAGUUCUCAAUUUUGAUGGUUGGUUAGUUAAGUUCCAUACCCAUGUUUUAAAAAUCCUCCUUUUGUUUUUUGUUGUCUGCAUUACUAGUUAAUAAGAAAGUAAUUUACUGGGAAAAUAAUUGUUGAUAUUUUCCUUUAUAGAAAUUAAAUGUUUUUAUUUUUUAUUUUUAGGGUUAAACUUCACCACACAAAUAGCCUAUUUAUUGUUUUCCUUGUUUUUAAUGUAGGGGACCAGUGUAAGAAGUUGUACGAAAAUAAGCGAACUCGGCUGGGAAAGAUAUUGAACAAGGAGAAAAAAAGUGGAUCUGGGCAAACCAACAGAACGACACGUGAUGAUGAGAUAGUGAACACGUGGGGAUUUCUGAAGCAACACAUUGUUCGUGGCAAGACAACGGCAAGUGACACGUUUGAUAGAGAAGGGGAAGUGCACGAACGAGAAGAUGAUGAAGUUUCUAUCAUGUCAGUUUCAGAAGAUAUGGAUAAUGAGACCUUGAUCCCGUUGAAGGAUCGGGUCCCAAAGUCGGCACGCUCCGAAGCCUCUGGAACUUCUGGCAGUAGAACUCCAGCUUCUCGAUCAAGUACUGUUUUGCAGAAUAACCUCGACGAUGCUCUCCGUCAGGUUCUUUCAAGAGCGGAUAAUUUGGGCCAGACAGCUGCUUUGACAGGUCAAAAAAAGAUCGUCCAUGAUUUUGCCUGUCUUCUGGAGGGCCAUAUGCAGAAAAUUCCAGAGGAAUCGUGGCACAGUUUCCAAAUUGAAUGUCUGCAACUCGUUCACAAUUUCAAACAGCCAACCAGGCCAACUCAACCAUGUCAACAGCAACCCUCGUCAUGGCAGUCAAACCAGUGGCCAAUCAAUAGUCAUUGGUCCAAUUUCAAUCAAUGGUCUCCAACAAGUCCAUCCUUCAACAAUGUUGGGAUGCCAGCCGCGCCUUCAGCUGUGCCUGUACCGAUACCAACGUCUUCUCAGCAGUCCACUGCUUCGACCCCACCCUCCCGACGUAGUAAUGAGAUGGUUUCCUCGGUUCUGGAAGAGCUUGGAGAAGAAAAAUAAUGUGUUCAACAGCAGCCGGUGAUUAAGAAAAGGCAAUACUGGUUGCAAAACUAACGUCUUCCAUAUCGGGACACUCUUUCAGUACUUACCUUAAUUCUUACAUGGUAAAAAAAAA